AUGCUACACCCGCUAAUACAUUUCUUUAUUUUUCUUCCUAUAUUUAUUCUUUCUUCCUUUCUUCCUUCAUUUUUCUUCCUUUUUUUUCUUUCAUUUUUUCUUAGUUAUUUUUCAGCUUUCUCGCUCUCUCACAGACGGGCCGUCGCCUCUCUCUGUCUUUUUUACAAAUACUUUCAUGUCAUAGAUUUUCUUUCUUUCUUUCUUUCUUUCUUUCUUUCUUUCUUUCUCUUCAAGUCCAUUGUUCUUUUCUUUAUUGUAUUUUCCGCUUUCAAUAUUACUUUAUUGUUCUUUCUCCCUUUCUUCACUAAACAUCUAUCUAUCUAUCUAUCUAUCUAUCUAUCUAUCUAUCUAUCUCUCUCUCUCUCUCUCUAUAUAUAUAUAUAUAUAUAUAUAUAUAUAUAUAUAUAUGAUCAUGCGCAUCUAUCUAUCUAUUUAUCUAUCUAUCUAUCUAUCUAUCUUAAACAUCUACCUAUCAGUCCACAAGCAUUUAUCUAUCUAUCAGACCAUGCACAUCUAUCUAUCUAUCUAUCUAUCUAUCUAUCUAUCUAUCUAUCAUCUAUCUAUCUGUUCUUCUCUUCGUAUCUAUCUAUCUAUAUAUCUGUACAUGCACAUCUAUCUAUCUAUCUAUUACGUCCCGUUUAUAUCUAUCUCGUUCCGUUUUUGCGAGCAUUUCAUCAUUUCCUCAUCUUUUCUCUUCAUUAUUUCUCAAAUUAA
Molecule: messenger RNA, 714 nt
Organism: Acanthosepion pharaonis
Lineage: Eukaryota; Metazoa; Mollusca; Cephalopoda; Sepiida; Sepiidae
Source: the annotation of a GenBank genome assembly